Molecule: messenger RNA, 1623 nt
Organism: Penicillium verhagenii
Lineage: Eukaryota; Fungi; Ascomycota; Eurotiomycetes; Eurotiales; Aspergillaceae
Product: Aminoglycoside phosphotransferase
Exons: 1
Coding region: 1-1623 (540 amino acids)
Cellular component (GO): mitochondrion
Source: RefSeq, a predicted model, not a curated record
AUGUCUCUCACGAUCAAUCCAGUUCCCUACGGUGUUGACCUUCAAAACGCCUUAUCGGUACUCAAUGAAGCUUACCCGGACGGUAAGGUGUUUCUUAUCACACUGAAGUCGACUGGCAAAGAAACUCCCAAUGAAUACGACAUCCAGGUCGAUGACCAAAACUCCACUAAGCGGGUAUCUCUCUCUGGCAAUGCCGUUCACGAAGACAGCGAAAGUUCCGAAUUGUCAACUGAAACAUUUGAAACGGGGACCCCUUCGUCGUCAAAACCUACGAGCCCUUCAACGGUCUCUCCCAAUCCCUUCCGAGGUUUGGAAUGGGUCGACGAAGUUUUUGGCCCAGAACCCCGAUGGACCUAUGAACCGGAAUCCGAAGCCAUAUUUCGCACUGCCAUGCCGGCAAUCAGCAAAUCGCUCCAGUCCCCGAAGUCGGAUCCGAUCAAGUCUUUUGGCUGCAAGUUCCUUACCGAAGGAACUUUCAACAAAAUUUACGAUGUCGAGGUCGAUGGUCAAAACUUUAUUAUGCGAGUAUCUCUCCCUGUCGAUCCCGUUUUUAAAACGAGAAGUGAAGUUGCCACCGUCGACUGGAUUCGUCUUGUGACUGAUAUUCCCAUUCCCAAAAUUUUGGCUUAUGAUGCGACACGGGAAACUGAGGUUGGAUUUGAGUGGAUCCUCAUGUCAAAGAUGCCUGGGCAACCUUUGGAUGAUUAUUGGCCAACCAUGCCAAUGGCCACAAAGAUGAACUUGGUCAAAAGGUUCGCUGCUUUUUCUGCUUCUUUGUGGCGGAAUCAACUUAAGGGUAUCGGUAACAUCUACCCAGCAUCAGUGACCACUGAAGACACACGCUCAAAUCAAGACCCUUCGGCAACUGAUAUUCCGGUACCCAUGGUGAAACAUAUUACCCCCAACACAAGCCGUAUUGUCUCCCUGGAAUUUGUCACGAAGUCUCAUACCUAUCAAGAUGUGGUGCGAGGUCCAUUUGCUUCCUCUCACCAGUGGAUGGUGUCUCGGCUUUGCCUCGCUAAGAAUGACUGUUACGAACAACUUCUCAAGUACUCAGUCGAUGAUGAUGAUGCCGAAGGAGAAAUGGAACGUGCCAAAAAGACUCUGAGGCGUGUUGAGAACCUGGAACUCAUUUUGCCCCGUAUUUUCCCCCUUCUUUCGAAAACCCCAGAGCCCACUAUGAUCUUCCAUGAUGACCUCAACUCAUCCAAUAUUCUCGUGAGUGACAAAGGUGAGCUGACGGCUGUAUUGGAUUGGGAGCUGGUUUCUGCAUUACCGUUAUGGAAGGCCUGCUACUUUCCGUCCUUCCUGGACGGGAUGCCACGAGAUGAUAAGCCUGACAUCGAGUGGUAUGACGAUGGAAACCCUCAGCCUGGGACCGCAUACUGGGAACAUCUGAAUGACUAUGAAACAACUGUUUUGCGAAAGUUUUUCCUGGAAGAGAUGAAGAAAUCAGAACCCGGGUGGGUGGACAUCUUCAAUGCGAGUCAACUUCAGAGAGAUUUCGAUACUGCCUUGCAGCAUUUCAAGGAUGCAUUUGGCGGCAUGCAAAUCGAUUCGUGGAUUUCUGAUGUCAUUAUCGGAAAAGAACCCAAGAGCCUCCGCGAGGCAGUUGGGCUUUAG